Necator americanus (New World hookworm) is the source of this 384-nucleotide messenger RNA. RefSeq lists its product as uncharacterized. The coding region runs from base 1 to 384 and encodes 127 amino acids. Lineage: Eukaryota; Metazoa; Nematoda; Chromadorea; Rhabditida; Ancylostomatidae. The transcript has a single exon. The record is from RefSeq and is a predicted model, not a curated record.
AUGAUGCUAGGAGUAUCCUGUUUCGCGCAAGUGAGGGACGGGAUUCGAAGUUCUUUCCUACGUCAGCGAUCGAAGAUUAGAGACGCCGCCGCGUUUGCCAAGAAAAGUAAAAUAAGGUGGGCCGGAUACGUGAUGCGCUUUAAUGACAACCGUUACACCAGAGCCGUGAGCGACAGGGUUACCCGCGAUAUUAAGCGCACUACGGAAAGACCGCCGACCCGAUGGUCAGAUUUCUUCACGAAGUCCUUCAAAGAAAAAUAUGAUGUUCUUCGUGUCCCACGCGAAAGGAGGAACCACUGGGCUACUCUGGCACCCGAUCGGGACAAAUGGAAGAAUUACUGGAGCCCGCUCGACCAGUUCGAAGAUCAACGGAAAUCAAGGUGA